CUACUGCGAUGUUUUUUCUCGUGUUUUGAUGAGGAGCGAGUAAACAAUGCUAAGUGUUUUUGGAGCAUUAUGAUCCGCUGAUCAGUCGUUCGGAAUUGAGAUUAUUUCGUAUAUUUUUGGGAUUUCGCAAUGUCUUCGUCGACGGGAUGUGACACCCUUCGUGUCCUCCACCUGCCCCCCUACAUAACCGACGAAAAACGCGACGAGUUAUUCAAGAAAUAUGGAGCCCUCCACACGAAGACAAUCAGAAAGUCUGACAACUACUCAGCGACAUUCGUCAAAUUCCCAUCGAACGAGGCUGCGACCAAGGCCUUCCUGCAGCUGCAUCAGCUGGAGGUCAAGGGCCAGCAUCUGUCGAUAGAAUUCGCCAAGAAGUCGAUGGAGAGUGAGCUUGAUGGCGAGACUGGGCACUCCGAUGGUAUCCACGGGGGUGAGGCAGGGGACACCGGGAAUUCCGAGCACUUCCAGGCGUUUAUAAAAAAACUGAACAGCUGGACGACGAAUUACACGUUCUCACAGCCACCACCUCCCAACAUAUCGUACAAGUAUCCACUGCCCACUAGGAAUACUCUCAUGCGGAUUGCUAUUCAACUGAUUAGGGAGCCUGCGUUUUAUACUCAAGUCCUGCAUCUGAUGAAUAAGAUGAAUCUUCCUCCACCGUUCGAGGAACUGGAUGAGGAGUUUCCCACUCUGAGGGAAGUUUAUGAUGUCGAGAAUUAUCGAGACAUUUUCGGGAGAAUGAGCACUGAGACUGAAGAUAUUAAUGAAGAUGAAGAAGAAUCAGAAAUGGAGUCUGACGACGAUAAAUCAAAGCCCGAGAUGAUUCCAGUAAAAAGACAGCUCCCCCAGUCGCGGAAGCGUUUAAAAAUCCCCAAAUUCGUGAAUCCACUGAGCCAACCGACCCCCACAACCUCUAGCCACAAAACUAUGAGACCAGAGGAUGUAUUCGAGUCCAUGAAACUCGGGGAUGCGAAGAACCUGAAGAUCGAUCUGAAGAACGUGGAGAAAUUGGUGGAUCCUGAGAGUAACAGGGCUGAUUCCAGUGUUUCGAAUGACGAAACAGGUGAGACUGGAUUUGGUCUGAUAUUUCCAGCGAAUGUUCAUGAUGGGGAGGAGGAAGAGGAAGAGAAGAGGGAGUUCAUCACGUCUGAAGAAUUGGCUGCCAACAGAAUUUCAGCGAAUGACCAAAGAUUACUUCCAGUUUACCAGAAUUAUCAUCCGGGCAAGGCUUCCUGCAGAUUGUACAUAAAGAAUCUAUCGAAACAUGUGGAAGUGGACGAUCUUCAUUACAUCUACAAGAGAUAUGUGUUACCAGGGCUGAAUAAUUCGGAAUCUCAGUAUGACGUUCGAUUGAUGCAAGAGGGGAGAAUGAAGGGCCAAGCCUUUGUCACAUUCCAGAACAUGGGACAAGCGCAACUAGCAUUGAACGAGACCAAUGGAUACAUCUUGAAGGACAAACCCAUGGUCGUGCAAUUCGCUAAAGCUGCCAAGAGCUAACAGUCUAGUUGAAUUUACGUUUUUAUGAAUUAUUUGUACAUAUUUAAAUAAAUUAUUUUCAACACAA
Diachasma alloeum is the source of this 1564-nucleotide messenger RNA. Its product is annotated as RNA-binding region-containing protein 3. Gene Ontology annotation, molecular function: pre-mRNA intronic binding; U12 snRNA binding. The transcript is spliced from 6 exons. The record is from RefSeq and is a predicted model, not a curated record. The coding region runs from base 130 to 1497 and encodes 455 amino acids. Gene Ontology annotation, cellular component: U12-type spliceosomal complex. Lineage: Eukaryota; Metazoa; Arthropoda; Insecta; Hymenoptera; Braconidae. Gene Ontology annotation, biological process: mRNA splicing, via spliceosome.